AUGCAAUAUGGUAUUAGUCAGAGCGAUUACAUUUACACAAAUCAAGUAAAAUUAUACGCAACUGAUUAUAUCGUACAAAAAUGGAUUAACAAAGUGAAAAAAGAUGAGGGAUACAAUAGCGAGCGUUCUAUGACUUUUUCUCCACCACCACCGUGUUCUAUGACUUUUUCUCCACCACCACCAUCGUUCAGCAGUUUAUAUGAACAGGAAAAUCUAUCAUCAGUCUCGCCCUUGUCCCCGUCAGCACAAGAGAGCUACCUCGAGAACAACCAGGAAGGCUUUUCGGAAAACGAUGGACCAUUUGGACCACAAUAUAAUUAA
This is a messenger RNA of Macrosiphum euphorbiae (potato aphid), 321 nucleotides long. The record is from the annotation of a GenBank genome assembly. Lineage: Eukaryota; Metazoa; Arthropoda; Insecta; Hemiptera; Aphididae.